AUGGUACGGACAUGCUGCGUGCCUGGGUGCAAAUCUAAUGUGAAAUCUGUUCCGUCGCACAGAUUUCCUAAAGAUUCACAUAAAGCAAUAACUUGGCUACAAGCAAUUAAACGAACUGAUUUAAUUAAUGCAUCGUUACAAACAUUAAAUAAUUUGAGAAUUUGCACAUUACAUUUUACUGAUGAUUGUAUAGUAAGUUAUGCAGCACGGCGAAUUUUGAAAGAUUGGGCACUUCCAAGUUUACAAUUACCAUUCAUAAUAACUGAACAAGAUAGAGCUAGUACUAGUAGUAAUAUUAUUUUUAAUUUAGAAAAUAUAGAUGUUCAGAAUAAUUCAACUCCACAAGUCUUAUCUACAGUAAUUGAACAAGAUAGAGCUAAUAUUAUAAAUUUAGAAAAUAUAGAUAUUCAGCAUAAUCCUAUUGUAAUGUCAGUACCAAAGCAAAUCAAUGCAAACAAGUCAAUGCAAUUAGCAAGCCAGUGCAAGCAGCUCAAUGUACAAUCAUCAGUUUCCAUUCAAAUUAGACAAAAACUAAGACAGGUCAAGAAACAAUUAUAUAAAAAGAAGAUUCAAAUCUACAAGCAACGUAAACAAAUCAAUAAACUACGCAAGAGAGAUAAAUGGGAAGAAGUAGUAACAGAUUUUUCAUCUGCACAAAGAACGUUUUUAGAUAUGAUAAAAACAAAUUUAAAACGUAAACCAGAG
Molecule: messenger RNA, 705 nt
Organism: Wasmannia auropunctata (little fire ant)
Lineage: Eukaryota; Metazoa; Arthropoda; Insecta; Hymenoptera; Formicidae
Product: THAP domain-containing protein 1-like
Exons: 2
Molecular function (GO): sequence-specific DNA binding
Source: RefSeq, a predicted model, not a curated record